This is a messenger RNA of Pseudogymnoascus destructans, 471 nucleotides long. RefSeq lists its product as uncharacterized. The record is from RefSeq and is a predicted model, not a curated record. NCBI's taxonomy places the organism in Eukaryota, Fungi, Ascomycota, Leotiomycetes, Thelebolales, Thelebolaceae. The coding region runs from base 1 to 471 and encodes 156 amino acids. The transcript is spliced from 2 exons.
AUGGCUGAUAUUACCCCUCUCAUCCACGGGAGUUUCAACGGAGGAACACCGCUUCUAGACGUCUUGGGCAGCGCUAAGCUGAUGAAGGCAACCGACUUCCCCCGCGUCGCCGACGUCAACUCUAUUGCGGUAUCUGCGGAAGGCCUUACCCGGAAAGAGCCCGCUAGAGAGCAGCUCCUCAAGCAUCCCAUACAGCCACAAUAUCUCGACCCGCUCUGGACUCUCAUCCUUGAGACUAUUGAGGUGAACCUUGGCUUCCAUCGAUUUCGAGGCGCAACGCUCUUCAUAAAUGCUAAGAACACGAAGCUCGAAUUCAGCCAUCCUAGCCUCACCCAAGCCUAUGGAAUCUGGGAGCAGCGAUGGUCCCAUGCGGCCAAUCCCGAGUUUUAUAAUAAGGACAGUACAUAUGUCGAUCUCGCAAAGCAGGUAACGUCGGAAGAUAGUGCGCUGCCUUAUGACCAGCUCUCUUGA